ACCAACAACAAUGUCUUCAACAGUAGUGCAACAAGAAGGAGAAAAUUGUUGUUACUCUGAAUUAGCCGUUGAUGGAGACAAGUCGAUAUGGAACGGUAACAAUUUUUGGUGUGCACAUACGAAAAUUAACGAUAAUCAGCAGCCAUGGUGGGCAGUCGACCUACAGAAUGUUUAUGAUAUCAAUGUGAUAGAUCUUCAUUCACGCACAGAUUGUUGUUCUAACAAUUUGGAAAACUUUGAUGUUGAAGUUAUAAUGCCAACCUGUACAUGCAAUCGCCGGAAUAAUUUUGAUGAGGGAAACAUAUUUCACUGCCACUACCAGGCCACCAACAGUCAGAGAAUCACUAUAAAUUGCCCUCCAAACACAAGAGGGAGAAUUGUAAGGAUUAAACGCCGUGAUACGAUAGACCUGGUUAUUUGUGAAAUAGAAAUAUAUGGAAAUCCAAUUAACAGCCUCAAUCAGUCAACCUCGUCAAGGACUGAUUCUGCCUAUGCGUGUGGAUAUAUCGGGUACAAAUAUGUAGGACCUGUUAUAGGAACAUCUGAAGCAGACAGUCCCAUUCACUGCAUAAUCCUGUGCGCCAUAAAUACAGCCUGUUCUGCUGCAGAGUAUGACAAGAACACAAAUGUCUGUACACUGAAAGGUGAAUGUGUCAAUGGAACUCAGUCACAUUUGUUCCCAGACAACAACAAAGAUGUAUUUUUCAUUCAAUAG
Molecule: messenger RNA, 715 nt
Organism: Mytilus trossulus (common blue mussel)
Lineage: Eukaryota; Metazoa; Mollusca; Bivalvia; Mytilida; Mytilidae
Product: fucolectin-like
Exons: 3
Coding region: 11-715 (234 amino acids)
Source: RefSeq, a predicted model, not a curated record